UGACGCUCUGCUAUGUUUUUAGCUUUAGCAUCGCAGCAUCUGAGCAGCGGACAGCAAAAAUGUAUCGUUUAAGUGAAUAAAAAUAUCUUUACAUUCACAGACGCAAAAUAAAUUUAAAGUUUACGGUCUAGAAUGACUUCAGCGAUCAUCUCGGCCUUAAGUAUCCUCACAAAACCUCUGAGCGAAGUCAAUGCUCAGACCUCCCAGCAGGUGGCGCUCCAGGCCGCUUUGGAGGCCAACAGGGCUCUGCUACUGGAGCGGCUCCAGAGCGACAGCAGCUUUGAGGAGGUGCAGAGGCUGAGGGAGGAGGUGGCCCGGUCAGCAGAGUGGUUCUGCAGCGACUCAGAAGACGCCACAUGGAGCUUUGUUCAGGAGUGUCUCCUGCUGCUCCUCACGCUCACGCGUCACAUGACGAUGGAGCUCGAGCGCUUCCAGCAGGCUCCGCCUCCAUCCACAGCCAGACUUCGUACGGCUGAAAUGGCUCCGCCUCUCCCCCCUGAUGUCCUCAGUGUAGCGCAGCAGAAGACCCUCAGCACCGCUCUGCAGUUCGUGGUGUCUUUGGGGCUCUGUCCUUUCCUUGCGCCAGGCGUGGGCGUGCCGCUGGGCCACAGGUCCGCGUUUGGAGCCGUAGUUGAAAAACUGAUCCGCCAGGAGGCUCCACCCCCUGCAAGAAGACGCCUUCUUACCACCACGAAUGUUCUGCUGCAGCUGGCGGAGCUGUCGUCGCUCGCCACUGUGGUGUUCACGCGGCAUCUGGGGGACGUGAUGGCGGCGCUGAGUCAGCUCGGACACGAGCCUCAGAAAGAGAGCGAACGGUGGCUGAACGUUGACGAAUGUCGUGCCUGUAAAGCGGCCCUCAGGAGUCUCCUGGAAAAAGUUUACCAACCGAUCGUCAUCAAGGAGCUUCUGAUCCUCCAAGGUGGACCCAAACAGGACGCUCGGCUCGGGAGCUCCUCCGGCAGCAGGGCAGGUCUGGCAUCGGCGCCCGCUUGGCUGCGGCGGCUGUGUGGUCAGCUGCUGUCCGAGCGCCUCAUGCAGCCUCACGGCGUGCAGGCUGUGGUCCGGGCCAUCCUGGAGGGGGGAACAGGGGGCGAGUCUGACUGGAGGAAAUGUGACGCUGUAGCCAGGAUCCUGGUGGCCUGCCCCCAACAGUCAACCUCAGCAGAUGCUUACUUCAGACUCAUCUGUCCUCAGGUCCUCGACCUUCUGCACUUCAAAGACAAGUUGACAGCUCAGCAGUUUCAGCGUGUGGCCACCAGGGCGGCGCUCUCCAUAGUGCAGGAGAGACCCACCUUUGCUCAGCAGUACCUGCUGGCCCCCCUGCUCGCUCCGCUGCAGCGCUGCAGAAGCAGCGAUUCUCAGGUGGUUGUUGAAGAGGCGGAGCUGACGCGCUGCCUGGAGGACAUCUACAAGAUCUGGGUGGUUGGAAACAGUCCAUCUCCUGCUCUCCUCACGGCGCUCAAAGAUGUACUUCCCGUCAUUUUUACCCUCUUCUGCUUCACCAAACAGAACGUUUCCCACCUGCGUGGCCUCUGUCAGGAGAUUUUACUUUGGUUCCUGGGUAAGUCUGAGGCUUCUGCUGCAUUGUUGAUGCUGCGGCGGCUGUCAGGCUUGCAGGCGCCGGAGAGCGAUGUGGCGCCGGGCUUCCACUUCACUGCAGGCAGCGAUGGAGGCGCCAGACUGAGCUGCAGAGAGGGAUGCAGCGAUGAGGACGAUGAGCUUUACGAGAAGCUGUCAGGAGAACAGUGGAGGCUGGAGUGUCUCAUCCACCUGCUGGCUGAACUCAAGGACUCCGACCUGCCCGGUGACUUCUUCCUGGAGCUGCUCAAGGAGCUGACCAGCUGGACCACUGCGGGUGAGGAGGAGGUGAAGGACAAAGAGGAGGCAGAUGUGUCGAGCAUGACGCUGCUGGAGGUGGAGCAGCAGAUGCUGGGCCGAGCAGAGCGUCAGGCCCACAAGCUGGCUCUGCUUCAGGUUCUGGCUGUAAUGGUGGAGAGCCUGCAGCACUCUCAGCUCCUGAGGCAGACCGCACAGGUUGUGGACUUCAUGGUGACUUUGCUUCAAAGGGCCUGUGUGGGACUGGAUAAUGUCCCAAAGCCUCAUCUGGAGAACCCCGUGGAGAGCCAAACGUUAAGCAUGGGGAUGGGUCUGGUAGCCACGAUCCUGUCCACACCACAGGUGAGCUCAGAGGAUUAUGCAUUGAUGUCAAAGCUGCUCCCACCGCUGGACUCCCUCUCGCAGCUGCACCCCGACGAGGUCGUCCAGGAGCUGGCAGCCAACCUCGGAGCCGUCAUCGCCACACACGGCGCCUACCGGCCUGAAAACCUCACUGCUCCUGCAGCAAGCUGCUCCAGAAACCCAGAAACCUCAGCGAAGAACAGCUCAGUGCAGAUCAGUGAGGUAAAGGAAUCAAGGACAGGUGUCUGCACCAGCAGUCGACUCCCAGCAUCCUCUGCAGGAGCAAAGAACCCGAACCGAAAGCCUGAAAGUCCCUCCAAGCCCUUCUCUGAUUGGUUACUCGAAGCUUGUGACCCAAACGUGCCAACCAGAGCUUUUGCUCUGAGGACCCUGACCCAGAUGGUGCAACUCAAAGACCCAGAGGCUGUCCAGGCCCAGGAGAAAGUCCUAAUGCUUUUCUUGGAGAACCUGGAGCACGAAGACUCGUUUGUCUACCUGUCAGCCAUUCAAGGUCUGGCUGCGCUGGCUGAUUCCUACCCGGACAGAAUCCUGGACAGGCUCCUGAGAGACUUCCAGCACGGACCUUCACUGCCCUCCUCCAACAAGGAGCGCUCGCUGGAGACCCGGCUGAAAGUGGGGGAGGUCCUGAUGCGGGCGAGCCGGGCGAUGGGUGAGCUGGCGCCACACCUGGGUCAGCCUCUAGUGGGCGUUUUCCUGCGAGGAACAAGGGACCCUGACGCAAGCGUCCGAGCCAGCUGUCUGUCAAACCUGGGGGAGCUCUGUCAGAAACUGGACUACGCUCUGGGGCCCCUGACCCAGGAGCUCAGCUCCUGUCUGACGGCUCUGAUAAAAACCGAGAAGGAGGCGGAGGUGAGGCGAGCCGCCGUCCACGUCAUCGCUCUGCUGCUGCGAGGACUCAGUGACAGAACCACAGAGGUUCUCCGGGAUGUUCUGUUGGACCUGUACCGGGCCCUGAAGUGGGUGAUUCGCUCAGACCCUGACGAGGUCGCGGUGGUUCAUGCUCAGCUGGCUCUGGAGGAGCUGGACGAUGUGAUGAGGAGGUUCCUCUUCCCCGGACAAAAGCUGGAGAAAAAGAUCCGGGUCCUGUCGUAGAGUUUCUUCUGACACGAAGAGCAGAAACAACCGGAGCACCAGCAGCACGUCCAACGAUCCAGACGUUACUGCAAUGUUUCUGAGAAGACUUUCAAGCUUCCUGCUGAACUUUAAGGUCAACAUUUUCUUUAAGAAAACCCUGUAAAGUUAACUUUUCUAAAAGCUCCUAAAGAUGUAAAAGUCAGUUUUUCAUGAACAAGUUUUGCAGGUUUCAUUUGUUUCAGAUUGAAAUAAAAACUUCUCAUCUUCUCAUCUGCUGAA
Oryzias melastigma (Indian medaka) is the source of this 3552-nucleotide messenger RNA. RefSeq names its product transport and golgi organization 6 homolog (Drosophila) (gene tango6). The transcript is spliced from 18 exons. NCBI's taxonomy places the organism in Eukaryota, Metazoa, Chordata, Actinopteri, Beloniformes, Adrianichthyidae. The coding region runs from base 133 to 3291 and encodes 1052 amino acids. The record is from RefSeq and is a predicted model, not a curated record. Gene Ontology annotation, biological process: protein secretion. Gene Ontology annotation, molecular function: protein binding.